AUGAAGCCUAGAGUCUGUAUCGUUGGAGCUGGACCUGCUGGUUUUGCCCUGGCGGCUGACCUCCAAAGUCACGGAACCGACGUAUUGGUCUAUUCACACCCAAAACAUCGACGAGAUGCCACCGCCGUUCUGUCUAAAGGAUACUUUGAAGCCACAGGCGCGAUUUCAGGAUUCACAAUGCCACGCAUCACCUUUGAUAUGCGUGAUGUUGUUGAAUUCUCGAAAAUCUUGAUUCUCACAGUUCCGUCAACAGGACAGGAAACAUUGCUGCGCCUGUUAAAGAAUUUUGAUCUACAUCAACAUACCAUAAUCGCCAUUCCCGGGAAUCUUUUCUCGCUUGUUGCGGAGGCGGAGCUGAAUGCUGGGUGUAUCCUCGAGGCCAACCUAUCACCUUACGCAUGCCGGAUGGAAGAUGGAGUCUUACAAGUAUUUGGGAUGAAACGCUCUUUCUCCAUCGCAGCUCGACAUAAAACUCCCACUGCGGCCUUCAAGGCUAAGAUUCAAAAGAUAUUUCCACAAGAACUUCGAUGGUGCAGCAACGUUGUCGAGGUCUCCUUAACCAACAUCAAUGGCGUUUUUCAUCCAUUGAUGAUGCUAAUGAAUGCGGGACGAAUCGAGAAUACUGGUGGCGACUUUUUACUAUAUUGUGAUGGUCUUACACGCUCCGUUGCAAAUGCCAUACUUGCUGUGGAUCGGGUACGAGUAGAGGUUGGAGAAGCAUUUGGGUUUCAAAUGGAUGGUGUGGUCGAGACAUCAAACGCAUGUUAUGGCGCCAGCUUCAAAGACUUGGUCGACCUCGCCCAGAACUCGAAACCACAUAGAACUCUGAAGGCUCCAGCAGGCAUUCAAAAUCGAAAUAUCACAGAAGAUGUCCCAGAUUUGCUGGUGGCCUGGUAUGGAUUAGCACAAAAACUGGGAAUAGAUGCGUCCCCUCUUGAAGCAGUUAUUAAUCUUGCGAGCAUGACAACCGGUACUAAUUAUAUGGAGAGUGGGAGGAACCUGAAGCGACUUCAUUUACAGAAUCAGUCAAAGGAUGACCUUUUGGAACAAUUUAGCAUUGGUAGUGCGUAA
This is a messenger RNA of Hymenoscyphus albidus, 1071 nucleotides long. Lineage: Eukaryota; Fungi; Ascomycota; Leotiomycetes; Helotiales; Helotiaceae. The record is from the annotation of a GenBank genome assembly.